Molecule: messenger RNA, 519 nt
Organism: Rhododendron vialii
Lineage: Eukaryota; Viridiplantae; Streptophyta; Magnoliopsida; Ericales; Ericaceae
Exons: 3
Coding region: 1-519 (172 amino acids)
Molecular function (GO): nucleic acid binding; RNA-DNA hybrid ribonuclease activity
Source: RefSeq, a predicted model, not a curated record
AUGGUUCAAGUGGGCUCCACUUUGCCCCCAGAGGAAUACCAAGACUUCAAAGAACUGCUCAUGGAAUUCAGUGAUAUUUUCGCAUGGUUUCAUCAAGACAUGCCCGGCAUUGACCUAGAGAUAGUGGAGCAUCAAAUUCCUCUACUGCCAAAUGCUAAACCCGUAAAACAGAAACUAAGGCGGAUGAGGCCGAAUUGGGUGCAGAAAAUCAAGGAUGAGAGUUCGAUCUUGAAUGAGGAAGUGCUAACAGUUGUCGAGGAUGUGUGGACACUCUACUUUGAUGGAGCGGCCAACCAGAAGGGAUAUGGGAUCGGAGUACUUUUGAUUACACCUGAUGGCUCUCAUAUUUCGCUUGCGUUCAAGCUCAAUUUUGAUGUCACAAACAACCAAGCUGAGUAUGAGGCCUGUAUUGUUGGUAUGGAGGCCGCUCUUACCCUCGGUGUGGAAAAACUUAAGGUCAUUGGUGAUUCUAAUCUCGUCUUAUCUCAAGCCAAUGGGGACUGGAAGGUUCGCGAAUAG